AUGCCCGUGGCAACUCUACACCUCCUCUCCCUUACAAAGUCCACCGACCCCCACUCCUUCCUCCACAAACUCAAGCAAUCCCCCAAUAUAUCAGUCAUCGUUGCAUCCCGUCCACGCCAUAUCGUGAUUCACCCAACAAAACUAGACAACAACCCCCUCGCAACACAGCCAUGGGAUCUCCUUGUCCUCCUCACGCCCACCAAUGCCGCAAGCAACGAGGACCCAAUCCCAUCAACAUUCCGCCACGAAAUCACAGCCGAGUAUAAACUAACAACCGGCAUACCCUCGAAACUCCUCUCAACCUACCCAUCCCGCAACGCUCAACUCAACCAAAACGCACCAUCCAUCCCUCUAACGGGAUCCCUAGACAAAGUCCUCCGCGAAGGAAGCAAAGACUCCUCGCAGAAUCUAGAAGUCUCCCCCGAGCUCCUAAAUUUCAUGACCGAGCUCACAAAGACACACACGGGCCCUGUCACAAUGCUGAACCUAUUGCAUUUCCACCACCCAGGCGGUAAAAAGAGCUAUUACCAGUAUGGCCAGGCCUUUAUCCCUGUUGCGGGGAAGCGCGGUGGCGAUGCCAAGUUGGUGGGUAACGUGGUGAGUCCCGGGCAGGGGCAGUUGGAGGAUUCGAGAGGUCGGAGGGAGAGACCGCAGGAGGAGUGGUGGAAUGAAAUUUCUAUUGUGCAUUAUCCGUCUAUUCGGCAUUUUUGUGAUAUGUUGGCGGGGGAUGAUUAUCAGGAGAUUAAUGAGAAGUAUCGGUUGACGGCACUUCGUGAUACGUUCUUGUUGUGUACGACUGAAUUUGAUGUUGAAGGUCUGGGGGCUUCGAAGCUGUGA
Penicillium daleae is the source of this 837-nucleotide messenger RNA. RefSeq lists its product as uncharacterized. The record is from RefSeq and is a predicted model, not a curated record. Lineage: Eukaryota; Fungi; Ascomycota; Eurotiomycetes; Eurotiales; Aspergillaceae. The coding region runs from base 1 to 837 and encodes 278 amino acids. The transcript has 2 exons.